AUGCCGGAAGGCGAGCCAACGGCGGUCAGCGACCGCCUACGUCGGGCAUCCAUCUCCCUGGCGGGUGCCGUGGUCAAUUUCAAUCCGCAACCAGGAAUGUGGGCGGCCACUGGUACCGCCAUCGCACAUGCACCCACGCUGGCCGAGCUGCGCGAACCGGUCGCCGGCGGCAAGAACAUCGCCUUUGAUGUCCACGGCCACUCCAUGCGGAAGGUCACCCACGACAGCAACGGGGUGCCCAUCUUCGCUCCCGUCCAGUGGCAGAACGCGUCCGCCCCGGUCACCGACGAGCCCUCAGCACCACCGGCGACCUUAGUGGAGAGGGCGUCUGCGGUGACGACGGAUAAGCAUGACUGGGCGACGACGGCAAAGCAUGGAUGCACGGCCGCGUGGAAGUUCGUCUCGACGCCGACCGGUUUCUUCAUGACAUUGUACGGCCUCAACGUGGUCGCGUGGGGUGCGAUGCUCUUUUUUGUGCUGCUCGGCGCCGCGCCCGCCAUGAAUCAUCCGAGCAAAGACGCCCUCAACUCGCCGCGGAAGAAAUGGAUCGAAAUCGACAGCCAGAUCCUCAACGGGCUCUUCUGUGUCACGGGCUUAGGCCUCGCGCCCUGGCGAUUCCGGGACCUGUGGUGGUUGAUCCGGGCGCGGUUCUGGCACAGCCACUACGCGAUGAAGCGACUGAGCGGGCAGAACAAAGCGUGGUUUCGGCCCCCGGCUUGGUAUGGCGGGGACGAAGAGGGCGUCCCCCGCGUGACGUUUACGGGCCAGGUGGCCCCGCCCACGAGCUUGUGGAAGCUCUCUUUUGUGGUGUGGAUGAUGGUCUGGAACACCCUCUUCCAAGGCGCGCUGGCGGGAGUCAUGUGGGGAUACAACCGAUACAACCGGCCCGGUUGGACGACCGGCACCUUCGUCGGGCUCGGCUGCGCGGUGGCUCUUCUGGCCGGCCUGAUUAUGUGGUGGGAAGGGCGGAAGGUGAAGCAAAUUGAAGGGCCGAAAAUCGCAGUCGUGGACGCGGAGAAGGCAGAUCCUGUGGGAACGGAACCGUCCGAGGCGGGAUGA
Molecule: messenger RNA, 1059 nt
Organism: Penicillium canariense
Lineage: Eukaryota; Fungi; Ascomycota; Eurotiomycetes; Eurotiales; Aspergillaceae
Product: DUF2985 domain-containing protein
Exons: 1
Coding region: 1-1059 (352 amino acids)
Source: RefSeq, a predicted model, not a curated record